CUGUAGCCUAUAUAAAGGAGUUGGUCAUGUCUGUUCUCAUUUCUGAAAACGAUGUGCAGCUCAGAUGUGAUCCCUAUUUAUGCAUUUCAGUCUUGAAUCUUAAACAUUUGGACUUGCUGACAACUUUGAUCUGGCUCUUGAACCUGGAGAAACUUUAAAUGGCUCCUUUUCAUGGUCCUCUUUAAAAAAAACAUUUGCAGGCAAAUCUUUGCUUUGUUUAACAUAUAAGACAGUAUGAAUUUAUUGUUAUGCCUGUUACCUGAAAAUAAAACUGAUAAUUUCUCAGGGAAUGGCUUGAGUGUAUGAGAUUGAAACUAGAAACAGUAUAUAAUUAAUCUGAAUAUGUAAUCUUAUAAAUAACUUUGCUUGAUGCAUUUACUGUCUACUAAUCUACCUAAUUAUUCAUUUUUACAGAUGGGUCAGUUGUGGAUCUGACUAACAGUUCAAUUUUCUCUCUCCUCUGUCACUUCUUUUCCUCUCUUUGUCUCUUAUUUUACUGCACUAUUUGUUAAUGAAUACCAUAAGAUUCAUCAAAGUAUGAAUUUGAUCAAUAAAACUGCUGUAUCUGAAUUCAUUCUCCUGGGAUUUCACACCAUUCGUUCAGUUGAGAUUGUCAUCUUUGUUGUUUUCUUCUUUGCAUAUGCAUUAACCAUUGCAGGAAAUGUCACAUUAAUUAUAUUAGUGGUGGCCAAUCGCCAUCUUCAGUUGCCCAUGUAUUUUUUAUUGGGUAACCUCUCAUUUCUUGAACUCAUGAUCACAUCAACUGUAGUGCCUAAAAUGCUAAUAAAUAUGAUCACAGGGAAGAAGACAAUCUCCUUUGUGGGCUGUCUUACCCAAUCGUUCUUCUAUUUUCUGAUGGGAUCGACUGAAUUUUUCAUAUUAGCUGUCAUGUCCAUAGAUCGUUAUAUUGCAAUUUGUUACCCACUACGCUAUGCUUUGAUUAUGAACAAUAAGACUUGUUUCCAGUUUUUAUUGGGGUCAUGGGUUGGUGGUUUCAUGAUUAUUUUAAUUCCCAGCAUUGUGACAGCUGGAUUACCAUUCUGUGGCCCAAAUAUUGUUAAUCACUUCUUCUGUGACAGUGCACCUUUACUCAAACUGGUCUGUAGUGACACAUUGCUGGCUGAAAAUAUUGAUUUUGGGACUUCUUGUAUAUUACUCUUGGGAUCACUUUUUGUAACCACUGUAUCUUACAUGUAUAUUAUUAUUGCUGUACUGAGAAUACCUUCAGCACAAGGUCGUCAGAAAGCCUUCUCAACCUGUGUAUCUCACAUCACUGUGGUAACUCUAUAUUAUGGGAGUUCUAUAUUUAUUUAUGUCCGCCCAACUAAAGGAAAUGUGCUUAAUUUUAACAAAAUGGGCACUGUGCUGAACACAAUAGUGACUCCCAUGUUGAAUCCUUUCAUUUAUAGCCUUAGGAAUGAGAAAGUGAAGGUUGGACUAAGAAAUGUCCUAAAAUCAUUCUUAAACAAUGAAACAAAAAACUUUAAAAAUAUAGACAGAAUCAAGAAAUAG
Molecule: messenger RNA, 1512 nt
Organism: Pantherophis guttatus
Lineage: Eukaryota; Metazoa; Chordata; Lepidosauria; Squamata; Colubridae
Product: olfactory receptor 6M1-like
Biological process (GO): G protein-coupled receptor signaling pathway
Cellular component (GO): membrane
Molecular function (GO): olfactory receptor activity; G protein-coupled receptor activity
Source: RefSeq, a predicted model, not a curated record